AUGGCGCAGCCUCAGUCUCAGGGUCCCCCGCGGGCCUUCUCGCCGCCCCAGCUCAGCCCUUCGCCGGCGCCGCCACAGGCGGCCUACGCGUUGCCGCCGAACAAGCGACCCCGAGCCGACGGCAUCCCUCCGCAGCCCGCAUCGCCAUAUGCUUCGUCGCCGUACGCCGCGAGUCCCGGCGCGGUGGGAACUCCACCGGCCACGACGGGCUCGCCGAGAUACUCCCAAACCCCUCCCGUGGCGGGGGCCUACACGCCUCCGCCUGCUCCUCCGCCGCCAGCGGCAGUGACGAAUGGAGCGAGGGCAAACGGCUUGAACCUCCCCGACGCACGCGCAGGUGCAACACCACCCAUGCAAACGCCGCAAAACGCGCCGGUGCAGGUGUCGGCGCCGACGGCGCAGGGGCCGCCGCAGGGACAGGCGCAGUACACGACGGCGACGAUGGCGCCUAUCCAUUACCCGGCCGCCUCUCCGACCAACAGUCCGGUGCCGACGCCCGCCCCUGCGCCGACGCCGGCUGCCAACGUCAUGGGUCCGCCGCAGCGGCCGGCGGAGAGACCUGCCAAGGACUACGAAUACGACGUGACGGACUCCCUGGCAGGCACCGGCAUCGACCUGCGUGCCGAGGAACAGUACAUGUCCGACCUGUACUCGCACGCGCUGGAUGCGGGCUCGGAUUCCAGGACGGGCUUUCCCCAGCACCCGCCGGGGCCCAAGUCCACCUUUUACGGCGCCGGACCGGCGAACCAAGCGGCGGAAUCGACGAACGGCAUGGACCAGGACGAGUUUGCCGCCAAGGCCGCCGAGCGAGCGUGGUCGGAGUCGUCGAUGCGUCUGGCGGUGCAGAGGACGCAGGAGAUCAACGACCCCUUCCUGCUGGUGGCCCUGCUGCAUCAACGGGCGGAAAAGGCGGCGCGGGAACACCACCUCGGCCUCAACCUGGACAUGAAGAAUAACAACCAGACGAUGGGUAAAAUGAGGCUACCCGAGCAGUUCCCCACGCCCGCGGUCAACGUCCGCACGGAGCAGGGACCCGACGGCACGACAGUUGCGACGACAGGAUCGUACAUCCCGCAGGACUCCUUCCUCGUCGAUCAGCUGGCACUCAUGUCCAUCGCGACGAAGCAGCGGCUACGCGACCUCGUCGAGGAGGCCAGCGUGAUUGCGGUCCACAGGCAGCAAACGUCGCACGGCGAUGUCCCGGAGGAGUGGGCGGCCGCCGCCGCGCCGUUGAACAUGGAGCCGCUGGAGCCCAUGCAACUGGACGAGGCAGCCGGCGCCACCGAUGGCGGCACGAAUCCGCUGAAGCGUGAGCGUUCACCCCGUCCCCGGCACGCGGCCAAAGCUGACCGAGAGGGGAACACAGGCUCGGCCGAGGCGGCAGCGACGGAGGAUGGCGCGGUGGGUGCGAGCAAGAAGCUGCCCAAGAUUGGCGGAUCGAGCGUGACGGUGCCGAUGCGCGAGAGGGCUCGACAGGAGCGUGAGUGGGAGGAGGCGCGGCUGCGAAGACGACAACGACGCAAAGAGGGCGGCACGGAGAGCGGGUCGACGGCAUCGCGGGCCGGCAGCGUGUCGGCCGGCACGGCGGGAUCGGUGGCCCCGGAGCCGGAGAAGGGCAUGACGAAGAAGGAGAUGAAAAAGAACCAGGCGCUGAAGGCGGCCGAGGCCAACAGCCACGCCAACCAGAACAUGACGAGCAGCAUGUUCGCAGGCUUGGGCGGCAAGGGGUCCCUCUUCGGGAAGAAGAAGACGGGCAAGACGUACGACUGGAUGAACGUCGGGCGCACGGGGGGUGGCACGAACUCGCCGGCAAGAGCAACUCCCGGACCCAAGGGGAUCAACGGAAGCGGCGGGGCGUCGGCCGCGGCCCAUCACGCGCUGACGACCGAGGGCCGGAAUCGCCUGGGCGCGUGGCGGGAGGACAAGGAGAAAGGCAAGAGCAUUCAGCUGCGCGAUUGGGUCAUGGUCCUCGAGAGGGACGGCCGAGAACAAAACGCGCUCUCGGCGGCGUACGUGCAACUGGACACAUCGAACCCCAGGUAA
Molecule: messenger RNA, 2043 nt
Organism: Drechmeria coniospora
Lineage: Eukaryota; Fungi; Ascomycota; Sordariomycetes; Hypocreales; Ophiocordycipitaceae
Product: tpa inducible protein-like protein
Exons: 1
Coding region: 1-2043 (680 amino acids)
Biological process (GO): DNA-templated transcription initiation
Cellular component (GO): transcription factor TFIID complex
Source: RefSeq, a predicted model, not a curated record